Cyprinodon variegatus (sheepshead minnow) is the source of this 1059-nucleotide messenger RNA. RefSeq names its product TATA-box binding protein associated factor 11 (gene taf11). NCBI's taxonomy places the organism in Eukaryota, Metazoa, Chordata, Actinopteri, Cyprinodontiformes, Cyprinodontidae. The coding region runs from base 384 to 998 and encodes 204 amino acids. The transcript is spliced from 5 exons. Gene Ontology annotation, biological process: RNA polymerase II preinitiation complex assembly; transcription initiation at RNA polymerase II promoter. Gene Ontology annotation, cellular component: transcription factor TFIID complex; nucleus. The record is from RefSeq and is a predicted model, not a curated record. Gene Ontology annotation, molecular function: transcription coactivator activity; protein heterodimerization activity.
AGCAUAACUUUACCAAAAAUAAUGGAGCAAGAAAACAGUUAGCGUAUGGUAAAUGACAAUUUGUAACCCAUUGUUUUUACUGUUUUUCACACUUAUUGACGACGUCAUCUAUCGAUUGUAUCGAUUAGGUGUGUUUUUGCAUCAAAGCGGAUUGAUAUUUUUUAUAUAUCCAGUGUUAGCAUCAGCCACACAACAGCAGCAUUCGGCAGCUAAUAGUUAGCUCAUUGCUUAGUUCAUAGCAGAACGUUAAAGUUCGUUCUAAAUUAAAAGCUUCAAGUAACACGACCAGUUCUUCAGCGCUUUGCUGCCUUUCUCUCUCACGUGAUUUAAAAGAACAUGUUUGUGUUCAGUAACUGAACUCUGGAAGAAAGAUCUGAGGGGUAAUGGCGGACCCUGCACGGAUAAAGACGGAGAAUUCACUUGAAAAAGAGGAUUUUACUAACGAGGAUGAUCCGAAGACGGAGCAAACAGAAAAUGUUCCGGAGUCUUCAGCAGAUGACACCAAAGAGCCGUCCACGCAGGAUCAUCCAAAAGAUUUAAACGCUGAAGGUGAAGCCACAGCAGCGGAUGAUGAGGAAGAGGGAACCUCUGGUCAGCCUUCCUCUAAACGUCUGAAGGUGGAGCCAGAAAAGAAGAAAGAGAAGCGCCACAAGGUCGAUGAGGAUGAAAUACAGAAGAUGCAGGUUUUGGUGUCAUCCUUUUCUGAAGAGCAGCUCAAUCGCUAUGAGAUGUACAGACGCUCUGCCUUCCCAAAGGCUGCUAUUAAGAGGCUGAUCCAGUCCAUAACUGGUUCAUCUGUUUCCCAAAAUGUGGUCAUUGCCAUGUCUGGUAUCUCCAAGGUUUUUGUUGGGGAGAUUGUUGAAGAAGCUUUGGAUGUUUGUGAGAAGUGGGGAGAUACCCCCCCACUUCAGCCUAAACACCUGAGAGAAGCAGUUAGGAGGCUGAAGAGUCGAGAUCAGAUUCCCAACACAAAGUGCAAGCACAUCCUGUUCCACUGAGCUGAUCAUGCCGCAGAAUGAGCAAGGACAUUUGCAAUGUUAAAAACUGUCUUAUUGUGCG